Molecule: messenger RNA, 1340 nt
Organism: Lagopus muta (rock ptarmigan)
Lineage: Eukaryota; Metazoa; Chordata; Aves; Galliformes; Phasianidae
Gene: RCCD1
Product: RCC1 domain containing 1
Exons: 6
Coding region: 13-1233 (406 amino acids)
Source: RefSeq, a predicted model, not a curated record
CUCCCCCACGCCAUGGCGGCUCAGCGCCGCUCCUGGUUCUUGUUCGGCCUCAGCGCCGAGGAGGCGGCGGGGGAUGCGGGGCCGGGGCGGCACCGCGUGGAGCCGAGCGGCGACGGCAUCCGCCGCGUGUGGCCCGCGUGGAGCUACGCGGUGCUGGAGACGGGCUCCGGGCUGGAGGUGCUCAGCGCGGGGCGGCGGUGGCGGCUGCCCGAGGACUGCGAGGCGGCACUGCCGUCGGAGACGCAUGUGGUGCUGCUGAGGGGAGCGGCGGUCGAGGCGUGGCCCCGCGCCGCGGUGCUGCGGGGAGAGCUGCGGGGAGAGCCCGCGUGGAGCCGAGCGCUGCCGCCGGAAUCGCGCCCCGCGCUGCCGCUGCUGCCGGACGGCUUCGUGGCCCCGCGGCCGCCCUUCUACACGGCGCUGCCCGGAGCGCUGCCGCUCCGCGCGUUGGCGCUGGGACACGAACACGUCGUGGGGCUGGGAGCGGCCGGGGAGGUGUACGGCUGGGGAGGCGGCAGGCACGGGCAGCUCGGCCACGGCAGCCUGGAAUCCGAGCAGCAGCCGCGGCUGGUGGAGGCUCUGGGCGGUCUGCCCGUGAGGGCAGUGGCAGCUGGCGGGUGGCACUCGGCCUGUAUCAGCGAUGGCGGAGACCUCUACGUGUGGGGCUGGAACGAGUCGGGCCAACUGGGGCUGCCCUCCCGGGCGGUGGCGGAAGAGCAGCCAGAGGAUGAGGACGUGGGUGCAGUGCUGUGCGCAGGGCCCGAAGAGCCGCCGCUGCCUGAGGAGCCACCAGGCCCUGCCUUCAUCUCCAUCCAGGCCUUCCCGGCCCUGCUGGACCUCCCGCUGGAACCGGCGGUGGCUGCAGUGAGCUGCGGCUCACGGCACACGGCUGCGGUCACACGUGAGUACCGGGGGUGGGGGGUCCUGCCGCCCCGGCUGGGGGCUGAUGGCACCGUCCUGAUUGCAGGAGGCGGAGAGCUGUACACCUGGGGCUGGGGUAAAUACGGGCAGCUCGGGCACGGGGCCCGUGCCAGCUGUGACCAGCCACGGCGUGUGGAGCAGCUCUGGGCUGAGGGGCUGCGGGCGCAGGAGGUGGUGUGCGGGCCCUGGAGCACGUAUGUCUGCGUCCUGCAGCAGGGAGGGACGCGGGGCUCCCCCCUGCCCUGCACGGCCCCAGCCCUGCAAGCUGGAACUGAGCCUGGGAGGUGCCAGGAGGAGCUCAGCCCCCGUCCUUGAGCUCAGUGCUGGAGCGGUGCUGCUGCCCAUUGUGGCCCAGCGAGGGGCUGCUGCUGAAGAUGAGGCAGAAUGAAUGUAUUUAUUAAAUGUAAUUUUUUUGUAACAGC